CUCUGGCAUCAUGUAUGUCAAUUCUGGAGCAGAAAAUGUGUCCAUGUCUUUGAACUUUAUGGGCAGGAAGUUACGUAACCAUACUGUUGCCCCAGCAGCAAAGCAACGUGCCUGGGAGACCACUGACCUUUCUCGAUAUCAGGAGGAUCCAGUGGUCUCCACCCGAGUGGUACUUUCUCAUCCCAUCGUGUCAUCAGAGGAACUGCCAGGCAGUGUGCCUGAUCUAAGAGAACAGGUUCAGUGGCGUAGACCAUGUAACAUCCAUAAUACACUCCUACACCAGGAUAAAGAUAGAGGUGCAGCUAAAUGUGAGGUCUCAUGGCUGAGGAAAGGUAGACUCAAAUGGAAUACGUUCAAACGCUGGAUCGGCACAGACUGCCACCGUGGUCCAAAACGCAGUGGCAAAGCACCCAAUGUGUCUUCUAUGAGUGCAAGUGUAAGACAUCCUGAAGAUGAGGCUCCAGUGGAUAUCAAGAUGUUUAUCCCAUACGACUCUGCCAAGCUAUGCAUAACCCAAGUAGCAGAUGAUAUGAUUGCAAUGAAGAGCAGACAUCAGGAGAUGAUUCAAGAACUGGAGGAGAACUUUCUCAUUGCAUCACGAGAAAAUCAGGAAAAAACAGCUCUUAAAAUGAGGACGUGUUUCCAAAAUAAGCUUAACACCCUGAGGAGAAUCCUAGAUAUUUACCAGGAAAAAGUGGCCAGAAAAAAUGCAUACUGGGAGGAGAAGGUCAGGACACUAGAAGAUCUAAAUGAAAAACUUAAGGGGGAACACAAAAUACUUCAGGAGAGGAACCAAAAAGACUUGGCCUCAUGGGAUCAAGAAAAGAACAAGAUGAUGGAAUUGUUCUCCUCCCGACUGGACCUCCUUCACAACCACCAGGCAUCAACACUGCAGGAGCUGCAUUUGGCCAGGGCAGAGAUGGGGAAGGUCCAGGAGAUGCUCGAGGCCUUUCAGGAGAAGAAAGAACCUGAAAACACAUCUGAAGAAAAGGACAGUAGUGACUCAGAUGUACCACUAGACGGAGCACAAGCUCGUCUGGAGAUUUUGAAGGAGAACCUAUUGAAGAGGGAGAGAGAGAUCUCAAUGCUCAUGGAAGGACAAGAGCGUGUGACAGAACCUGUUGAACUGUCAGCAUAUGCUCGCCUCCUCAGUGCUGUUAUACAACAGGCUCAUUAUGUUUGUGCUGAGCUGACAGAGGCUAAACAACAAUUUGACCAAAUGGCAGAAGACAACAAAAAAAUUUACGCAAAGAUUAAAGAGAGUCUUGAGCAAACAGUGGAAGAGUCCUGCCAGAAGAGCCAUGAGGAACAAGAGGAUGCACAGCAGAAAAUGGCACAGCCACAGGUGGGGGACGGAUCACAGGCCAGAUUACUCCAUCAUGAGGUCAUACAGGUGGCUUUGGAGUGCAUCAGAGCAGGGGCUAAUCCAACUGUCAUUGAGACUGACACGACUGAGGCAUGGACAGCAGAGCUGGAUGAAAGAGUCAGAAAAUUUGAGGAGGAUUUCCGAAAGAAUGGAUUCUUAAAUUCUGAAACUGAUAAAAGUGUGGGGCAGCAGUUGUUGUUACUGCAAGCUGAGUUGAAGCAAAUCAAAGAUGAAAACAAGAAGAUUAUUGAAAACUACACAGCUGAAAGAACCUUGAGGAAGAAGUACUACAACAUGGUGGAGGACAUGAAAGGUAAAAUCAGAGUGUUCUGUCGAAUAAGGCCAUUGACUAAUGCAGAGCAGGCAAAAAGAUAUCACACCAUUGUCGCUUGUCUUGAUGACUACUCUGUUAUCCUGGAGACCCCUCGAGGACCUCGUGAGUUUCAGUUUGACAAGAUCUUCAACCCAGAGUGCACGCAGGAGGAGGUCUUCAUGGAGUCCAGUGGGCUAAUCCAGUGUGCGAUUGAUGGAUUUAACGUAUGCAUUUUUGCGUAUGGCCAUACGGGUUCAGGAAAAACCUUCACAAUGGUUGGAGACAGAGAUCGGAGGAACCCAGGAAUCAUUCCCAGAACUUUCACCAAGAUCUUUGAGAUCAUCCAGGAUAAUGAGUCUAAAUUUGAGUUUAAGGUUUCAGCCUACAUGCUGGAGCUGUACAACGAGCGCCUACAGGAUCUCUUUGUGAGCCCCACUGAAGCUUUCAGCAAGCGAAUCGAAAUUAAGAGGGACAGAAAGGGGCUUGUGUUCAUCCAGGGAGCAGAGACAAAAGAGGCAGCCAGCGCUGGCGAACUCUUUGCAUUAUUUGAGCAGGGCUGUGCAAACCGCCACAUUGCGGCCACAAAGAUGAACGUAGAGAGUUCCCGCUCUCACCUGCUCAUUGGCAUCAUGAUUGAGAGCCGGAAUCUGACCAAUGGGAGCGUGAGUUUCGGGAAGCUCAGUCUGGUGGACCUGGCAGGAAGUGAACGAGCAGCAAAAACUGGUGCCAAAGAUGACCAGCUGAAGGAGGCAAACUCUAUUAACAAAUCUCUGAGUGCCCUUGGAGAUGUAAUUUCGGCUUUGUCAAUGGAGCAGCCUCAUGUGCCCUACCGUAACAACAAGCUGACCCAGCUCAUGCAGCACUCACUGGGCGGCAAUGCCAAGACCCUCAUGUUCCUCAACAUCUCUCCCUCUGACUGCAACCUGGACGAAACUCUCACCUCACUCAUCUAUGCAACUCGGGUGAAAGCCAUCACCAACAAUGCUCAGAGGAACAUAGACAGCAAGGAAAUCGCUCAGCUGAAAGAGGUGAUUUUAAAAUUGAAAUCAGGUCAGCCUGUGGAAGAAGACGUGUAAAUCAUCAUAUAUCAUCUUAUCCAUCAUAUAACUCUAAGGAUAUGACUGUUUUAAAUUAGGACCGUUUCUACG
Messenger RNA from Sinocyclocheilus grahami, 2827 nucleotides. RefSeq names its product kinesin-like calmodulin-binding protein homolog. Gene Ontology annotation, molecular function: microtubule motor activity; microtubule binding; ATP binding. Bases 11 to 2755 code for a protein of 914 amino acids. The transcript has 22 exons. Gene Ontology annotation, biological process: microtubule-based movement. Lineage: Eukaryota; Metazoa; Chordata; Actinopteri; Cypriniformes; Cyprinidae. The record is from RefSeq and is a predicted model, not a curated record.